Molecule: messenger RNA, 972 nt
Organism: Dimorphilus gyrociliatus
Lineage: Eukaryota; Metazoa; Annelida; Polychaeta; Dinophilidae
Source: the annotation of a GenBank genome assembly
AAUUCGAUAAGUGAAUAUCGUCUGCUCUAAACUCGCGGAAACUGUUAUAUGUGUUGAACACGUUUUCGACGUUUCAAGUUAAAAAAAAUCAUCAUGCCGAAAAAGAAAACUGGUCAGCGUAAAAAGGCAGAAAAACAGAAAGAGAGACAAAAAAAUAUAAAGAUAUCUGCUACAGAAAAAAGAUUAGCUGACCAUCCUAGUAAUAGAACGAUGGAAUGUGACCAGUGUAAUAGGCGUCAGAAGAAUCGAGCAUUUUGUUACUUUUGUUAUUCUAUACAAAGAUUACCAGCUUGUGCCCAGUGUGGAAAGUCAAAAUGCAUGUCAAAAAGCGGUGAUUGUUUAGUUAAGCACCCUACGUCAUUUGCCACAGGAAUGGCUCUUGUUGGAGCGAUAUGUGAUUUUUGUGAAGCGUGGGUUUGCCACAGCAGGCAAUGCUUACAAAAUCACGCUUGUAAUUGUCCCUGUCGGGAUAUGGACUGUUUAGAGUGUGAUAGAGGUGUCUGGGAUCACGGUGGUAGGGUUUUCAGAUGUUCUUAUUGUGAUCGACCUCUGUGUGAAGAUGAUCAAUUUGAACAUCACGCCUCAUGUCAGAGAUUAGACGCUGAAAAUUUUAAGUGUGUAUCAUGUAAUAGAAAUGGCCAACACACUUGUAUGAGAUGUAAAAUUGCAUUUUGUUUCGACCACGUGAAAAGAAAGGGUGUAAAAUUGCCAGUAGGAAAGGAUCAGCCACCCUGCCCAAGAUGCGGUCACGAUACAUGUGAAACAAAAGCAUUUUCUGUGUCAACGAGAUCGUAUAAUUUCGGAAGGCAGACUGAGUUUGAUGAUGACCAAGAUAAUAAAUACUAUUAUCUACCCAAUAUGGGUGCGGCAAAUUAUGAUGACAACGAUGAAGAAGAUUCUCCAGACGAAAAAGAUUAUGAGGAUGAGGAGGACGAAUGUGAAGACCUUGAGAAACUCGACAUAAAUAAAUAA